UGUAUUAAAUAUAUAGUGUUUUUUCAUAUCGAUUUCUCUUUGAAAAAACUUCACUACCCACAAACCAUCACGGCGACGUAGUAAACCACAGACGUCAAGAUGGUGCUUGAAAGUACUAUGGUCUGUGUGGAUAACAGUGAGUACAUGCGAAAUGGAGACUUUCUGCCCACCAGGCUGCAGGCUCAGCAGGAUGCAGUUAAUAUUGUUUGUCACUCUAAGACCCGCAGCAACCCUGAAAACAACGUGGGCCUCAUCACCAUGGCAAACAACUGUGAGGUGCUGACCACACUAACUCCAGACACAGGCAGAAUACUGUCCAAGCUGCAUGCUGUGCAGCCUCGAGGAAACAUAAGUUUCUGCACCGGCAUCAGGGUAGCACAUUUGGCAUUGAAGCACAGACAGGGGAAAAACCACAAGAUGCGCAUUAUUGCAUUUGUUGGCAGCCCAGUGGAGGACAAUGAAAAAGAACUGGUCAAAAUGGCAAAGCGUCUGAAGAAAGAAAAAGUCAACGUAGAUGUCAUUAACUUUGGAGAGGAGGAGAUGAACACAGAGAAGCUGACGGCCUUCAUCAACACACUGAAUGGCAAAGAGGGAGCAGGCUCCCACCUGGUCACAGUGCCCCCAGGACCCAGUCUGGCUGAUGCCCUACUGUCCUCACCUAUCCUGGCUGGAGAGGGAGGUGCAGUGUUGGGCCUGGGUGCCAGUGACUUUGAGUUUGGAGUGGAUCCCAGUGCAGACCCAGAGCUGGCCUUGGCUCUGCGGGUGUCUAUGGAGGAGCAAAGACAACGACAGGAGGAUGAAGCUCGCAGAGCCGCUGUUGCAUCAGCUGCUGAAGCUGGCAUUUCUUCCCCUGCCGCAGAUGAGUCUGAGGAUGCCCUGUUGAAGAUGUCUGUUCCACAUACAGACUCCUCCACACCUGCUUUACCAGACUUCAGCCGUAUGACAGAGGAUGAACAGAUCGCCUAUGCUCUGCAGAUGUCCAUGCAGGGACCAGGAGCAGAGUUUGGCACUGAGGACAUGGACACUGGAGCUGACGUGGAUUCAAGUGAGGCAAAGGAUGAAGAGGACUACGAUGUUAUGCAGGAUCCCGAGUUCCUUCAGAGUGUCCUGGAAAACCUUCCCGGAGUUGACCCCAACAAUGAGGCCAUCCGUAACGCCAUGGGUUCUCUGGCUUCCCAGACAGGCUCUAAACCUGACACUAAGAAGGAUGAAGAGAAAAAGAAAUAAGAAUUUAAAGAGGAACUGAAUAUAUGAUAAAUAAAAAAGACCUGAGAAUUGCACUUCUUGUGUUAUUCACAGUAACGAUAUUACUCUCGUCAAUACAGAAAAUGUUUUGUUCAUCUUUUGUUUAUGUGGCUGUGUAAACUGUAAACAACUUUUGCCUUUUUUUCAACUUUAGGUUAAAGGACUAUUCGAUUUUAUUUUUUUUGUGUCAAGCACAUAUACUUACAAUUGAACCUUUUGUAAUAUAACUACUCAGCAACAUGGGCAGAUUACAACCAUUAAUAAAUUUACAGAAUACAA
This is a messenger RNA of Xiphias gladius (swordfish), 1524 nucleotides long. Its product is annotated as 26S proteasome non-ATPase regulatory subunit 4-like. The transcript is spliced from 10 exons. Lineage: Eukaryota; Metazoa; Chordata; Actinopteri; Istiophoriformes; Xiphiidae. Gene Ontology annotation, molecular function: polyubiquitin modification-dependent protein binding. The coding region runs from base 100 to 1227 and encodes 375 amino acids. The record is from RefSeq and is a predicted model, not a curated record. Gene Ontology annotation, cellular component: nucleus; cytosol; proteasome regulatory particle, base subcomplex. Gene Ontology annotation, biological process: proteasome-mediated ubiquitin-dependent protein catabolic process.